AUGAGUUCGGAGUCAGAUUUGGAGACUUGGAAGAAGUUGACCUAUAUCGACGAACUUCCGCAAGAUAUUGGCCUCUUCCGGAAGUUGUUGGAACAAUAUAGCAGAGUGCCUCCCAACGAGAUCGAUGAACUACUCUUCAACACGCGUAAGAAGCUUUGGGAGGUGGCCAUGUACCCCUGCAUUGGCCGUUGGAGCUUUCUAAAUCUGCGUAGCAUGCAUGACCAUCAUUUUCUCACUGCAUUCGAACGAUUAAAGAACUCGACCAGACCUGGUUCGGCUUCAGGAUCUACUGACGCCCUCCUUGACAUCGGAUGCUGUAUCGGUCAGGUGCUGCGAAAGCUUGUGCAAGACGGAAUCGAACCCACACGGUUGUUCGGCACAGAUCUUCACCCUGAGUUCAUCACCAUUGGCAAAGAGCUAUUCAACGAUGCAGGCAACGGCUUAACCUUGGUAGCCGGCGACAUGUUGAACCCCGAAGACAAGGCUUUGACAGAGUUGAAUGGUAAAAUAACACUUGUACAUGCGGCCAACUUCUUCCACUUAUUCAAGUGGGAGGAACAGGUCAAAGUUGGAACAAGGAUAACUCGCUUCUUGCAGCCGGGGACGGUUGACGCCAUGAUCUUUGGCAGACAGAUUGGAACUCAUAAGCCAAGAGAGAGGGAAGGCAAGUUGGGGUCGUUUCUGCACAACCAAGAAAGUCUUCAGAAGCUGUGGGAUGAGAUUGGGACAACGACCGGGACUCGAUGGCGUGUGGAGGUGGGGUUUAACGAGGAAAGACAAGUGAGCAUUCCUGGAUUCGGAGAGGAGGACAGAUAUAUCCGGUUUGGCAUCUAUCAGCUUCCACCACAGUAA
Molecule: messenger RNA, 852 nt
Organism: Trichoderma reesei QM6a
Lineage: Eukaryota; Fungi; Ascomycota; Sordariomycetes; Hypocreales; Hypocreaceae
Exons: 2
Coding region: 1-852 (283 amino acids)
Source: RefSeq, a predicted model, not a curated record